Molecule: messenger RNA, 1643 nt
Organism: Zingiber officinale
Lineage: Eukaryota; Viridiplantae; Streptophyta; Magnoliopsida; Zingiberales; Zingiberaceae
Product: 1-aminocyclopropane-1-carboxylate synthase 7-like
Exons: 4
Coding region: 95-1159 (354 amino acids)
Biological process (GO): biosynthetic process; amino acid metabolic process
Molecular function (GO): pyridoxal phosphate binding; transaminase activity
Source: RefSeq, a predicted model, not a curated record
CGUUGCUCCAUUCAUUCCCUUGUCAACUCAGGACUUGGCCAGAGCCUGCUCAUUUACAUGGUAAUUUGUUGCUUGUUUCUUGGAACUAGCAACCAUGGUCAAGGCUUGUGUGCCAGUACUACUUUCUGAUCUUGCAACCUCGAACACCCACGGAGAGGACUCCCCCUACUUUGCUGGCUGGAAAGCUUAUGAUGAGGACCCUUAUGAUGCUGCAACAAACCCUUCAGGAGUCAUUCAGAUGGGUCUGGCAGAAAACCAAGUAUCAUUUGAUCUAUUGGAGAGGUAUUUAGAACAGCAUCCAGAGGCAACUGGCUGGGGAUGUGGCAUAUCCAGCUUCAGAGAAAACGCUUUGUUUCAAGAUUACCAUGGUCUCAGAAGCUUUAGACAGGCAAUGGCAACUUUCAUGGAGAAAAUAAGAGGAGAAAGAGCAGAGUUUGAUCCUGAACGCAUAGUCCUCACAGCCGGCGCCACUGCUGCAAAUGAGCUACUAACCUUCAUCUUAGCUAAUCCCGGAGACUGCUUACUCAUUCCGACACCUUAUUAUCCAGGAUUUGACAGGGACUUGAGGUGGAGAACUGGCGUUAACAUCAUUCCGGUCCACUGCGACAGCUCGAAUGGGUUCCAAAUUACUCCUCAAAACUUGGAAGUGGCGUUUGCUGAAGCAGAAUCCAAGAAGUUUAGAGUUCGAGGAGUCGUCAUCACCAAUCCAUCGAACCCGCUAGGCACGACAAUUCGCCGGCCUGCUCUGGAGGAUAUACUCGACUUUGCGGCGCGCAAGAACAUACAUUUGAUAUCGGAUGAGAUCUACUCCGGCUCUGUGUUUUCCCCUGACGAAUUCGUCAGCAUGGCGGAGAUCGUCCAGGCGCGAGGAUACAGGGACUGUGAGAGAGUGCACAUAGUGUACAGCCUCUCCAAGGACCUCGGCCUUCCUGGGUUUAGAGUCGGAACCAUUUACUCCUACAACGAUCGAGUGGUGACGACUGCUAGGAAGAUGUCCAGCUUCACUCUGGUCUCGUCUCAGACUCAGAACAUGCUGGCUUCCAUGCUCUCCGACAGAGAGUUCAUUGAGAACUACUUGGAGACGAACAGGAAGAGGCUAAAGGAGAGGCAUGAGUACAUUGUCGAGGGGCUAAAGAAUGACGGAAUUGAGUGCUUGUGAGGGAACGCUGGGCUCUUCUGUUGGAUGAAUCUGGCUCCGUUGCUGAAAGAGUCCACAAGGGAAGGAGAGCUGAGGCUCUGGAAGUUGAUUCUGCACGAGGUGAAACUUAACAUCUCGCCGGGCUCCUCCUGUCACUGUUCGGAGGUAGGUUGGUUCAGGGUAUGCUUUGCUAAUAUGAGCCAUCAAACGCUGGAGACUGCCCUGAGACGAUUAGGGAAUUUCAUGAACAAGAUGAUCGAGGCAAACAAACGAAACGAAUUAAUAGGGUGACGUAGAUUAAUUUUCAUAUAUACACGCAUAGAUUUAUGUCUGUUUUGUAUCUUGGAAGAAGGUCAUGUUUUUGGAAGAGAGGUGCAUGUCCUCUCCUCUUCUCAAUUUUUUUUUUUCCUUCUUCAUCAAGAUUGUAGCCUUGCAUUUGGUAAGGAAUUAGAAUAAGAUUAUGUGCUUGAGAUAAUUAAGCAUUCUAAUUGAUUCUAUAUAUAUA